UAAAGCUUAGUUAUUUAAUCCUGUGAGGAAGAACAGGAGUUAUAGAAAAUGGAUGAUUGAAAUUAGAAGGCCUGUUUUUUGACUUCUGUUUUUGUAUCUCUCUAUAUAUUAAUAUCUUUCUCAGUGCCCCAAACCAAGUGAAGUCUUGUUUUGGGACAAAGGUAGGCAGCAGCUGGGACUCACAACCAUCACCAUUCACCACCGUAAUUUUGAAGAAAGUCCCUUGGUGUUGGUAGUAAAAGAAGCUCUUGUUUUCAAUACCCAAAGAUGGGAAGGGCUCCUUGCUGUGACAAGGCUAAUGUGAAGAAAGGACCCUGGUCGCCUGAAGAAGAUGCAAAGCUGAAAGAGUACAUAGAGAAACAUGGAACUGGAGGAAACUGGAUUGCUCUCCCACAAAAAGCCGGUCUUAGAAGAUGUGGGAAAAGUUGCAGAUUAAGAUGGCUUAACUAUCUCAGGCCUAACAUUAAACAUGGAGAAUUCUCUGAUGAUGAAGAUAGGGUAAUCUGCGCUCUAUUUGCAAGCAUUGGUAGCAGGUGGUCAAUUAUAGCAACACAUUUGCCAGGCAGGACUGAUAAUGAUAUCAAGAACUACUGGAACACAAGGCUCAAGAAGAAACUUUUUGGCACGGUUCCCCAAUCUCAAAGGAUACCUCAUCACAUUCACCAUGCUAGCUUCUCAUCUCUUCUUCAAUCAUCUUCACCUUCAUCCCCAUCACCUUCGUCAACAAUACUCCACAAUUGCAGGAACAACACCUCUCACCCAACAGCUAGAUCUUUUUCAGGCUUUGAGGUGUCAUAUUCCUCAAGUUUUUCAAACAGCAGUGCUUCUUGUAUAACUGCUGCAUCAGUUCUUCAACCCCAGGAGAGUUUAUUGGGUCCCAUGCAGCAGUAUCAGCUGAAGGAUGGUCUCCAAAUGUUUGGAGGUGAAGCUAGUAGUAGUUCUUCUGAUGGGAGUUGCAGCAACCAAAUCAACCAAGGCAAAGAGUUAGAGCAUGAAUAUGGUGGUGCCCCAGGUAGCAAUGGUGCAAAUAACGGUGAUCAACAAAUUGGCAUGCAUAGUUAUUUCUACAAUGAAGCUAAUGAAAGCCAGAAGCUCAUGGCAUCAAACGGAGGUGGGGCUGAUGGAUGGUCUGAGAAGUCAUCCAAUGGAUUGUUUGGUGAAACACCAUUAGAUUAUGGGCUUGAAGAAAUUAAGCAGCUAAUUAGUACUAGUAGUUGUAACAGCUUUAUUUUUUAUGAAAGCAAGGCAGGGGAAAAAGUUAUGUACUAUUGACCUGACUAUGACUGUGUGUAAAAUCAGAUGGAUUUGAACUCUUAAGGGUGAAGGGUGGGAAAGGGCUAAAGACUUUCAGAUUAAGACUGAUCUAUGUGAGGAGGAUGUAGAUUUCUGAUGGAAACAGUUUUUUUACAGUACAUGGUAAAAAAGCUUCCUUGGUGCAUUAUGUAAUUUGCUAGUACCCAUAGUUUAACUGCAAUAUUCAGAAUAAUUCAUUAGAUCAUUUUCAAGCACCAAACUUGAAAACUAAGCAUACAACUUCUUUAAUCUAAUUUUUAAUCAACUUCCCAUUUCUAAGAUGUUUUUUGUGUCUUCUUUUAAAUGAAUUUUCAUUUAUUAACUUUAA
Messenger RNA from Durio zibethinus, 1621 nucleotides. RefSeq lists its product as uncharacterized. The record is from RefSeq and is a predicted model, not a curated record. NCBI's taxonomy places the organism in Eukaryota, Viridiplantae, Streptophyta, Magnoliopsida, Malvales, Malvaceae.